GGUGCUUCUCAUAUUCAGAUAUCCAUGGGUUGCAAGAUGGAGAGAAGCAUGUCUUCUUCUUUCCUAAAAAGCAGCUCUCAUGCUUUAAAUCGAUCUUGAGGAAUCCAGACGUACCGGAGGGGCACUCCGGAAACUGCAUGGGAAAGAGCAACCCCCAUCGAGAUGGAUAAAGUGCAGUACAUACGCUUUUAUCAAACUGUGUAACCACCUGUGUAGAUAUGUACCGUUAAGACUAUCCAUUCAAUCAAGCAAGGCCCUCAGUGGCCAUUUCCUUUGAUUCUACAUUCGCUAGGCAUUUUUCUCUUCGCAAAUGCAUCUUUUAUCAUAUGUCUCCGCUGUCCUCGUAAGUUCAGCAGCAGCAAAGUCCUGCAUUAACCAAACCAUCCCCGUCAAUAUCACCGCUCGUAUAGGUUUGUUCGAUGAGAAUAUCAUUCCGCAGAAUGGUAUCGAAACCGUCACUUUCAUACAGAACCUCACACGGCGAGGAGUGAACUUUACGGAUACUGCGCUUCUGGGUUAUGAGACGAUUGGCGGAACCUAUAAUAUCAGCACCCAGCUCUGCAGCCCUGAUAGACUGUCGGAUGAUGGGCGGAAGAGGAUAGUGCAAGUGCUUACGCAUGGUAUAGCCUUUGAUAAGACAUACUGGGACUUGGCGUUUGAUGAUUAUAGUUACAGCUAUGUCGAUGUAGAAACAGAUGAUUAUGGUUUCUACACCCUCAGCUACGAUCGCCUGGGAAUCGGCCAGUCUUCUCAUGGCUCCCCACUGGAAGUCCAGUUACGGCUUGAGGUAGAAGCAUUGCACGCUCUGACUGCCAUGCUUCACGAAGGCAGCUUCCCAGACGUUGAUGUAGACUUUGAUGCAGUCAUCCAUGUUGGCCAUUCAUUCGGAUCCCUUCAGUCACUUCUUCUUACGGCUCUCUAUCCCAACAUAUCAGAUGCAGUGGUCCUGACGGGGUUCUCGUCUAAUGCCUCGUACCUGAAUAUCUGGACAGCAGGGUGUGAUUUCCAACUAGCUCAAUACAACCAACCUUCUCGUCUAGGUAGCUACCUAUGGGGCGUGACUUUGCAAUCCGUCGCAGCAGAGACGCCAUUCGAGGACCUGCUUGCAGGUAUCAACAUCGAAGCCACACGUGAAUCAUACAAUUAUGGUCCCGGGUAUCUAGUCCCUGGGAAUAGAAACUCGUUACAAUUUGCGUUCUUGGCAGGAGGACAUUUUGACCCGUCCAUACUUCCCUAUGCGGAAAGUAUCAAGCAGCCAACUACCCCUGGCGAACUUCUCACUUUGCGCAGUGCUCCUGCAGAAAGUACCUUUUCAGGUCCGGUCAUGGUACUAACUGGCGAAUUCGACGUCCCAUUCUGCGGGGGAAACUGUCUCGAUACCGGUGACCCUGCAGUGACAGCGAUUCCAGAUACAGUUAGGAGCAUCUUCACCAAGAUAAAUGAUGAUGAUUUCUUCUCAUACGUACAACCGAACACGGGCCACGGGAUUAAUAUGCAUUAUAAUGCUACUGGUGCUUACAAUGUCAUUGGACAAUGGCUUCGAUCCAAGGGUUUAGCGCCCAGGUAGAUUAGAUG
Molecule: messenger RNA, 1575 nt
Organism: Paecilomyces variotii
Lineage: Eukaryota; Fungi; Ascomycota; Eurotiomycetes; Eurotiales; Thermoascaceae
Exons: 3
Coding region: 311-1567 (418 amino acids)
Source: RefSeq, a predicted model, not a curated record